AUGCCUGCCACUAACACCACCACCUCCUCCACCACCAAAGCCCCUUCCAAGGCUCAGGCGAAGAACAAAGGAAAGGGUAACGGCGGCGCCUCCUCGUCCUCGUCCUCGUCCUCGAAGGUGUUUGCCAACUGCAAGAUCAGCCUCGCGGGGACGCUGGGCGGGGACUGGACGUGCGCGAACGUCGCGCGCUGGACGGCCUACAGCGGCGGCGAGUUCGGCAACGGCGUCGGCGACAAAAAGGUCACCCACGUCCUCGCCACCCCGGGCCAGUACAACGCCAGGCUGCCCACCGUUAAGAAGGCGCUCAAGACCGGCGCGUACGUCGUGACGAAGGAUUGGUUCGAGGACUCGCUUGCUAAGAAGCGACGACUGAACGAGUUGGACUACUCGCUCAAAAACGCCGACAUCAAGGCCAACGCCAAGAAGGCGCUCGAUGCCAAGAUACAAAAGGGCAUCGAAGAAGGCAAGACCUUCGUAAACACAAAUCUCUACCACGUCUAUCGAGACAAGACGUUUUUCCGCUACGAGAUCACCCUGACUCGGGACGACGAGGAGACUGGCAACGUCGGCCAGAAGUACCAGCUUUUCCUCUGGGAAUCCAACGCCUGGCCCCACCUAUACGUAUUCGCGGCCAAGUACUACAAGAAGCCGCGCGACAACCGCCCGACCGUCUACCGCCCGCGCGAGGACCCCGUCGAGAUGGGCCGCGCCCUGGCCGACUUCAAGCGCUUCUUCUACCAGAAGACCGGCCUGUGCUGGGACGACCGCAUCGCCGGCGCGGGCACCACCGAGAAGAGCAAGUUCCAGUACAAGCCUCCCAAUCAGACGGGAGGAAAGCCCGUCGGCGUCCUUAAACCUCGACUCCAGACCCCUACGUCAGCCUCGCCUAUCGCGGCGCCGGGUGUCCAGGGGACAGCACUUGUCGGGCCCACCGGCCGCAAGCGCAAGGAGUCUCCUGUCCCGGACCCGAGCAGCAGCGGUAGGGGGAAGCGGGCGUGUACGGAGAAGGAGAAGGAAGAUGCCCGCAAGACUGCCACGGCGCUUCCCGAAAAGCCCGCUGGCCGCAAGCGGAAGGGGUCUUUGGACUCUUUCCAGAGCAGCGGCGGCGGGAAGCGCCUGUGCGUAGAGAAAGCGAAGGAGAGGGAGGUGGUGGUGGAGGAGGAGAAGGAAAAAGCGGCUCAACAGCAGGCGUCUGCCCCGGACCAGCCCGUCCACCGCAGCAACCAUAAUAAGGGCCAGAGUCCCGUGGAGUCCGUCCGGAACAGCAAGAGCAGUGCCAGCGAGAAGCGGCUGCGUAGUCAAAAGGAGGACGAGGAAGCGGAGACGAAGGCAAAGACGAAGACAAAGCUGAAGGAGAGAGAGGGAGAGGAGGGAAAGGAAGAGAAGAGGGAGGAGGAGGAGGGAGACAAAAAGCCGGACACCCGUCCCAAGUGUCCCCCCGAACUCGCCAAUGUGCUCCGCGCCCAGCGCUACUACAGGCGGAAGGCGGCGGAGGCGGCAGCAGUAGCUCGUGCCCUGCAGGAGCGCGAGCUUGCUGGCGCCACCACCGCCGAGCGUGGAGAGCGGGCGGGGGAGGGGGGAGUCUAG
Molecule: messenger RNA, 1587 nt
Organism: Daldinia caldariorum
Lineage: Eukaryota; Fungi; Ascomycota; Sordariomycetes; Xylariales; Hypoxylaceae
Exons: 5
Coding region: 1-1587 (528 amino acids)
Source: RefSeq, a predicted model, not a curated record